Corythoichthys intestinalis (scribbled pipefish) is the source of this 12653-nucleotide messenger RNA. Its product is annotated as protein phosphatase 1 regulatory subunit 29. Lineage: Eukaryota; Metazoa; Chordata; Actinopteri; Syngnathiformes; Syngnathidae. Gene Ontology annotation, cellular component: plasma membrane. Bases 1408 to 4230 code for a protein of 940 amino acids. The transcript is spliced from 3 exons. The record is from RefSeq and is a predicted model, not a curated record. Gene Ontology annotation, molecular function: protein binding.
AGCGAAACGCUCAGGGAUCUUUAACAUGUAUGUUUUGCAAUGAGCUGAAUAACGUGCUGGGAUAAACCAAGCUGUCAGCUUCUUGAACUGCGGCUGCUUAUGACGUAUUACGUUAUUGUUCUUCAGCGCAUGCGUGUCACAUUUGCUCAUUCCAUGGUGUGACUUGAUCUUCUGAGCAUGCAUUUAAAUUUAGGACCACUAUUGACAGAAAAUUAAAGGAAGGUUCUGAAAGGCCACACAAAAUGAUCGGUGAAAAAUCUGAUUUCUGCAAUAAGACCUACGAUGUAAUCGUAGUCUAUUUCUCCGGUGUUUUCAUUGCCCUAUAUUACUAAUUAUGUAAUCACAUCCUCAAACCAUGAUCGCAUGCGGUACUUCCUGCCUUCCCAGUGUGGACCUUCUGAUUUUAUAUAGGGCACCAAAUUAGAUCAUGCCUCAAAUAAACCUCACACAAUUAAAAAUGGUGUACUCUGUUGAAAUACGUAUUUUAAUGCGCUAAAUGGAGAAUAGUGUUAUAAUUAAAAAUAACAAUUUGACAAAAGAUGUUCAAUUGACAAAAGGAACAUCUAAUGAUUGAAUUAAAAAAAAAACUUCUGCAGAUAACAUCUAAAUGUUCUAAACUUCUUUUAUUUCUGGUGUACUGACCACAAUAAUGUUUCUAGGUAAGUCGUGGAGUUUGCCUAUACCCUAAUGAAUUGUGAUGUCCACCCAAAACAAAACAGUAUAAAAUAGAUACAUGACCUGAUUUUUUAAGGACUUGUGUUCCGCUCACAUGAUCUAAUGAGCUCUGACUUAAGUAGUAUAAUUGUUGUCUUCGUUACAGUGCUGCAUGUGGAUUAAAUUUUAAUGGAAUCAUCCACUUCUUAUUAUUUGUUGUAAGCAUUUCUUGCAAUAGUUAGUAGAUUACAAAGGAAGAUGGGCACCUCCAGGGAGAGUGGACUGGAAUAGACAUGAAGGAGUUCAUCCUCUGUUGCAUCAGGAUUUGGAGCACAAAGAGGAAAAAAGUGGUCUGUUCCACAGAGUGAAAGACAGAGGGGUAUUUGAUGUGAUGAUAAAGGAAAUUAAGAGGCCAGCAAAAGAAGAAUGUUGGAUGAAAGUGAUGGAACAUGAAAAAGUGAAGUCCACAGAAAGCAUGAAGACCAGCUGUGACUACCUUCACUGCAGCCCAACAAGAUAUGACAUAACCCGGGUGACCUGCUAAUCAACCAUGAUAGCCCUAAAGCUGUGACUGGCAUUAUAAACCCUGUCUUCUAUACCCAACACAGAUCCUCCUCCUCCUCUUCCUCCUCUAUCACAGUCCUUCCUAGGCACCUUUGCUACUCUCUUUUCUUGAACAAACACACCCUCCAUUGUGCCUGUCACUGCAUUUCUCUUCUUGAUUAGAAUAACAUCCCGUUUUUCAUCUUCAUCAUGCAGAGUCUUUCCAUCACUCCGGGUUUCAUUGUUAUUCUCUCCUCCCUCCUAAUUGCCACCCGCUUUCCAAGCGUGGUCAAUGGGGACUGCUGGCUUAUUGAAGGGGACAAGGGUUAUGUGUGGCUGGCUAUCUGCAGUCAGAACCAGCCACCGUAUGAGACCAUUCCUCAGCACAUCAACAACACUGUCCAUGAUUUGAGACUCAAUGAGAACAAGCUGAAAGCAGUGCACUUAAACUCCAUGUACCGCUUUACCAACCUCACAGACCUCAACCUCACCAAGAAUGAAAUUACCUACAUUGAAGAUGGUGCAUUUUCGGGACAAGCAAACCUUCAGGUUCUUCAACUGGGCUACAACAAGCUAACCAAUCUAACUGAGGGUAUGAUGAGAGGGCUCGGUCGCAUGCAGUGCCUAUUCCUCCAACACAAUCUCAUUGAGGUUGUUGCCAGCAAUGCAUUCUGGGAGUGCCCCAGUCUUAGCAGCAUUGAUCUGUCAUCCAAUAAACUUGCCCGCAUCGAUCCGUCAACGUUCACUGUUCUAAAUCACCUAAUGGUUUGUGAACUGGCAGCAAAUCCAUUCCAUUGUGGCUGUGAUCUUUACAGCUUCCUCACCUGGCUGGAAUCCUUCAACAAUGUCACCCACACUUAUGAUCGUCUCCAGUGUGAGACGCCUCGGGAGAUGUUGGGUUUUCCACUACUAAGCCCCACUGCUGCCGGUCACGCUGGUCGAAACGCCAAAAAUAUCUUGUCCUCCCACUGCAGAGAUGGAGUGAUGAUUCCUGGAAUAACCUCUCUCCCACCAGACCUGGAUGGUCCGUCUGGAAUUGGUCCAGAGAUGUUUGGUGGUGUGGGACCUUACCAUCAGCCCAACACCUCCACAUCCAUAGAGAGCAGCUUCAUUCCCAGCAUCAAGCUCCAUCAGGUCUCUUUGUCCUCAGCUUCUCUCCUUGUCCAGAUUCCGAGGCCGUUCAGCAAAAUGUAUAUAUUAACACAAUAUAACCAAACUUUUGUGUCAGAUGUUAUGAAUCUGAAGAACAAAAAGGAAAUGAUCACCCUCAACAAGCUCAAACCACACACCAAUUACACUUUCUGUGUGGCAUCUGUCCGUAACUCCCAACGAUAUAACCACACGUGCCUCCAAUUUUCCACUCGUUCUCAAAAUCAAAACAACAUACUACCCACGCCAUCAACCACAACACACUAUAUAAUGACCAUUGUGGGUUGUCUAUUUGGCAUGCUUAUUGUUUUGGGCUUUGUCUAUUACUGUUUACGUAAGAAACGCAUGCAUGAUGAGAAGAAGAAGUCCAUCUGUGUGAAGAAAACAAUUCUGGAAAUGCGUUAUGGACCGGAGGUGGCUGCAGCAGUUGCAAAGGAUCCAGCAGCCGCCCACAAGCUUCAGGAACACUCCAGAGAACACCACCAAUAUCACCACCACCAUGGAGGCAAGCUUCCUAUGUCUACAUCCUCUAGCUCUGGAAUGCUUCAUUCAGCAAACACUAGUUCCUCCAGACUUUCCUCUAUUCCACAAGUGGAAAAAAUGGCCACUGCCUUCUCAGAGGCCAUGACAAGCAAAGGAAACUAUAUGGAUAUCAGAAGUGGAGGGGCAGGGAUUGAGAGGCUCACUGGAGAUGGAGGACAUGUAGGUAGGAGGGGGGAAGACUUAAGGGAUGAUGAUGGAACAGAUGUUGGAGAUGAUUCAGAUGAUGAUGGACAUGGUUCUGCAUCAGAGAUCUCAACUAUCGCCAUGGAGGUGGACAAAGUCAACCAGAUCAUAAACAACUGCAUUGACGCACUGAAACUGGAUGCAGCAGCUGUUGCAACUUCGGGCUCCACCCCAAAUCCUACACCAUCCUCCAAUCCUACCUCCCCACCCCCAAACAGCACCUCUGCUCUUACCCGGGGCUUAAUAACACUUUCUCAAGGGAUGAACGAAUCUUGCCAAGUCAACAAAAUUCCACCUCCGCCACCCCUCCCUGCUUUGAAUACUCCGCUUUCUGAGCGCCCAGGGAUCAGUGGUGGUGGAUUCGUUGUUACUCCUCCCUACAGACCACCUCCACCGGCCAAUGCUGUACGCCCCAUUCAGCGGCAAAUGAGUGCUGAUGCAGCUGUGGUGAUUGUAAAUGCUGUCAAGAAACAGAGCAGUACUGCCUCAUGUGGUUCUGUGGGUCGGGAAAGAGAACAUGGAGGGGCCCGCGUCUAUAGCCUCGAUGUUUCAGAGCCAAGAAGUCCAGAUGCCUGCAAUCAGCAACAGCAGUACCAAGACCGUGCAAGUCCUGUGGGCUGUGGGGAACCCCUGGAAAGACUGCCGUUAGUGGGAAGUAUGAGCUGCACUGGAGGGGGUGGUGGUGGUUGCGACAGUGGUGGUGUUGGUGCCCAACAUCAAGAAAACCAAAAUCCACACCAUUACCAUCAGCAGCAACAGCAGCAGUUGGAGGUGCAGCAGGACUACCACUGCUCAGAACACCGCCACUCCGUCCCAGCUCUUUACUAUGACGGCUCCCAUCAGGGGUCCCCAGCUCAGAGGGUUUCCUUCCUAAAGCCACUGUCACGCUCCCGAAAAGAUGCAGCAUCUUACUCCCAGCUAUCUCCAGCUCGCCACCAUUCCAGUUACUCUGGCUACUCCUCCAGCCCAGAGUACUCCUCAGAAAGCACAUUGAGGAUCUGGGAGCGCUUCCGCCCCUACCGUAAAGGCCAGCGUGACGAGGCCUGUUAUGUAACAGCUGGUAAUGCCCUCCGAAAAAAGGUGCAAUUUGCUAAAGGUGAGGACCUGCAUGACAUCCUUGAUUACUGGAAGGGUGUGUCAGCACAGCAAAAGCUUUGACUGGGGGACCAGUGUUAAGCAUUUUGAGGAAAAGAAUUUUGUUUACUUCUGGUUCUACAGUGCCCUUUCAGGGCUAGAGAAACUUCUUAAAGGGAAGAAAUGUGUUGGACACAGUUUUGCCUUGUAUUUUUUUGGCAUGCUCAGUGUUAGAGUACUGUGUUUAAAGCACAGACUGUGAAACUGUGCCUGGGAUACCUGGGAUAUAACUCACUAUGGUCUUUUUUUUCACACUUCAUUGUAGCACUGUUUCUGGAUUAUUUUAACAACUGUUCAGUCUAAUAAUAUUUCUGCGGUCACACUUUGUGAUCUUUUAGACUGUACCUACUGAGUGCCAUGGUUUUCCAAGAGAGGUAAUUCUGGUAUAAUUUUGAUCUGAAGGAAGGUUGCUCUCACAACCAUCAAAAUUUCUGUCUGAGUCAAAUUCCAGCUAGCCUCCUCCAUCUUUUAAUACCAUAAGGAAUAGACACUGUAUAUUAACAUUAUAACAGCAGCAUCCACUCGUGAAGAAGUAAAAUAAAUGGCAAUGUGAAUUGGAGACUGCAGCAAAAUGUCCUAAUUUAUAAAUGUUACGCUUUAAUGAAUGAUCUAUAAAGAUCUUUUAUUAGGUUUUGGUGAGAACUGAUGUGAAGGAAGGCCGGAUGAGGCAAUUUGAAGGAAAUAUGAUUUAAGCAAAUUCCACGUAACAGGAACACUUUAAAAAGAUCAAAAUACAUUCCACACCCUUUGAUAUUUUAAUUGAAUAAAUAACAAAGUGAUAAAAUCCCUCUCCAAUUUACUGCCAACAUUUCUUUUUUGUUGUGGUUAAUAUUUGCCAUCUCAUGACAGGCAUGUUUGCCUGCACCUGAACACUCACAAGUAGUAAUUUUGUGUGUGUGGGUGUGUGCGUGUGUGCGGCAUGCUCGAUGUAAGUAGGUGUCAGUAUACCUUGUCAGAUUUUAUCAUCUAUGCCCAAAUUGAUUUUAUUGAAUACUUGUGAAUGCCAUCCUAUAAAUGACUGGGUUUGUAUAAUUCCUUCACAUUGGAAAGCUGGAUGAAUGCAAAAACAACACUAGCAUUGCCACUUUAUUUUCCAGACAUACGUGUAUGCCAUGAAAAUUUUUUCUCAAGCCUAGUACCUCUUUCUAUAACAGCCAGGAUCAUGUUUAUACUUAUUUUCCUUCACUCCAACUUUUCCAUUGCAACAAUCAGAAUGGAAGUUCCAAUCUGCCUACUUAAACUGCUGUGAAACAUUAACAUGCUUUGACUAUUUUUCCUACCCUUAAAUGUGAAAACUUAAGUGAUCCUUGCCUCACAUUUGUAUUUAGGGCUAUACUGAAAACAAAUGUUCCAGAGGCAUUUCUAAAUUCAGGUCUCACUAGACAUUAAAUCAAUGUGCGAUAUUCAUUGCACACAACUACUCACUGUCCUGCUACCACGUGUUGAUUGUAUAUAGGAGUUGAAAGGGCGUAUGCUUGAGAUAGCUUUAACCGUGAGCUUAUGUUAGCAUAAAGUAUAAAAGUAUAGCUGUUCUUGAUUUUCUGUGUACCUCCAUUUGGUUCUUAGCUAUCCACUUUUUUUUUUUUUUUUUUCAUUUUACGGCUUCUUUCUUUAGCCUGUUCUCACAGGAAUAGUAGUAGUACAAGUACAAGUAAAGAUUGACAUUUGACUUUUUAUUGCUUCUUUUAUUUGGUAAAAUAAAUAGAUUAACCGUCAAUUAUUAUUAUAAAUACAAUACAUUCCAAUUUACAGUCUCCAAUGUUUGACUAAGCAGGAGAAAAUUUUGUUGGUGGUAACUAAUAUUUUGCAUAAUAACAACAUAUACCGUAUUUUUCGGACUACCAGUCGCACCUGAGUAUAAGUCGCACCAGCCAUAAAAUGCCCAAUGAAGAGGAAAAAAUAUAUAUAAGUUGCACCAGAGUAUAAGUCGCAUUUUUGGGGGACAUUUACUUAAAAUCCAACACAAAGAACAGAUAUGUCAUCUUGAAAGGCAAUUUAAUAUAUAAAUACAAUAGUGAACAACAUGCUUAAAUAAGUGUAGAGUGCAUGAAAAACGAAAUGCGAAUAUUCUGUCCUCACCAGGACGCUACGGCUCGGUCCUGGCUAUACAGCGAGCUAAACUCCCAAAUGACGAUGCAGGACGUCCGUAUAAUUUGCUGAAUCAAUUUCGUCCUCGAUACCAAACAGCGUACAUACGUAAAUAAAUGAUAAUUAGGUGCUAUUACAGCAAUGACACAAACAGUUAGCAUGCGUUCGCUAGCAUUAGCACAUCGCUCAAACAACCACACAACUGGCUCUAAGUGUCCGAUCGCGUGUGGAAAAAACACAACAACAACAGAAAAGAUGAUACAUACAGGCAUUGCCUCUGUAGAGAUAUUUUAGAAGCAUAAGCAAUGAACCUGUAGGUUCGCAGCUGUGUUUCUCUCUCGCUAACUUACCCACUCACUCAAAGCUGCGUGGCUGUCAGUCUUCUUCUGGCGUGUGAGCGCUCUUUUUCGCGUAAACAAGUGCGAGUGCGCCCCCACAUGGGCGUGAAAGCGCCAAAAACUAAAAGCAUGCAUUUCAAUAUAUAAAAGUCAAUAAUAAUAAUAAUAAUAAAAUAAUUUUAUUUAUACAAUUGAACACACAUUGCCAAAGGCAGAACGCGAACGUGGCUAUAGCUAUUAAGAAUUAUUCAGAUAACUAAAGCAUAAAGAACAUGCUAACAAGUUUACCAAACCAUCAGUGUCACUCCAAAACACCAAAAUAACAUGUGAAAUGAUAUCAUAAUGUGUUAAUAAUUUCACACAUAAGUCGCUCCUGAGUAUAAGUCGCACCCCCAGCCAAACAAUGAAAGAAACUGCGACUUAUAGUCCGAAAAACAUGGUAAUGAUUUUCUGUAAUAUUUUCAUGAUAUCAUAUCGCUGUUUUUGCACCACUUGCCGAUUGAAGACAUGCAGGUACAGCUAGGGUGAAAGUUUGGAUUUUGUGUUAUGCUGCACACCUUCUUCAAGAAAUUAUGGAAAAUGUUCACUUUCUGAUCUUCAACCAUGUAAAAAUGUAUCCCAACUUCUGUGAUUCAAAGCCAAUUGUUCACCCUUCGGUGUGCUGGACUGCCAAAACAACUAGAGAAGAGAACUUUCAGUGCUGUUAUACCAACCAGAAUAACUUAAUCACUCUCGUCAGGAUUGAGAUUUAUUUGAACUGCCAUUAAUCACAUUUCCAAUUGCUGAUGUUAUGUCGACUUUUCUGUUUUAAUCAAAAUGUGAAAUUCUUAUAUUGAUGGAUUGGAUAUGAGAGUUAAAGUGUUCUUCUGCUCAAUGAUUUCCAAAUUCAAAUAUUAGACUGAUAGGUUUUCAUAUUUAAUGAUGUUGAAAGCUUGUGAUCUGUAUCUGUAAACCAGUGCUUUUGCUCAAAUGAAGCCUAUUUUUGAUCAGAAAAGAAAUUAUAGUGUUUUUCAUCAGUGAAAUACUUGCAAAAGCAUGGCACAUGAAAGCAUUGAUGUCAAAAAUACAUAACAUGUUCAUAAGUAUCCUGUUAAGCUCCAAAUGUAUUUUUUUUUUUGCGCUAAUUUGUUCAUGCUCUCUAAUAUUUAAAGGAAAUUCAAUUACUGAAAAUAAGCCAUUAAUGUGGUAUAUACUAAAUUAAAGGGACUAAUUACUGAGGUACAAAUAUGACAAUUAUAAAAUUAUACUGCAAAUAUAAGUUUCGCUUUAUUUUGAAAUAACUGGGGGGGGGGCAUCAAAAGCAAACAACAGGCAGCUUGAGAAUACACAGUUUUGGAGACUGGUAGUUAAAAUUGUAAGUAACCAGAAAAUAAUUUGGUAAAUGGUGCUACACUCGUCUAGCGCCUUUCCAACUUUAGGGCCAUCAAAGCGCUUUACACUGUAUCCUCACCUACCUACUGGUGACACAGCUCCGGGAGCAAUGUGGGGUUCAGUAUCUUGUGGCGGGAGAAUCAAACGCACAACCUCUGAGUUGGGGAACGACUACACUACCACUGUUUGAUUAAAUUGUCUAUAAUCAGCAAGUCAUACAUAGUUUUAAAAAGUGAAAUACAGUGGAUCUUUGAAGGGUUUUCUUUUAUUUUCACUUUAUACUAUCCACACUCCUCAGCAGCAAGUAGUUCAGAAUGACUCACACUUACUAAACCAACAGCAGUAAUUUAUUGAAAGAAAAAUCUAAAGAGCAAGAUCUUUGGAAAGAGCAAAGCAAUAUGAGGAUGUCUUCAGCCCAAUGCAGCAAUAUAAAGAGUUAAUACGUAUUAAUGUGGUAUUCAGACAUGGCCCACACUAACCCAGUUGAAUUCUGAAGAGAAACAACACCAUGUUUAAAUUAGAAUGCACACAUAGCACAAAGACUUGGUGGCUAAUGGUGCUUUAAAUGAAUAAAAAGCAGCCCCAGCUUUAAAGCCUUAAAGAACACUUUACAGUGCUUUUUCUUGGAGGCAGAUAUUAAUUAGGCCUGACGGGAAAUCAUUUCAUUUUUCAUCCCUUUGUUGACUAUUUAUUGAACUAUAUAUUGAGUGUGUCUAGUUUAAUGCAUUUCAGUCAAAAGCAUCUAUUUUUUGUUGUUGCUGAAGUUUUACUUCUGAGUCCAGACAAAUGGCUUUACUAAUUUCUUGGUCACUCUUCACACUAGACAGUGAAAACGCUUCCCACGCGUCAUCCCAAUCUGCCAAACACUUCAUGGCAGAUAAGAAAACAAAGUAUUGAAAUGAACGGCCUUCAUUAGUACUGCAUGUCUUGUGUGAAAAAUAAUUCAUGUGAAUGUCAGACAUUGUCAAAGUCACAAAUGUGUUUUUACUGUGACGUUAAAAUAGUGGAUUUUUUUGAGCAGAAGAGCAUUUACUGUAAAUUGAUAAUGACCAGCCCCUGACAAAUGUAUUUUUCACUCUUGAAAAAAUAUAUUGCUUUACUCGUUCAUGACACAAAAAUAAACAUGUGUUUAGAGUUUGGUUUCCAAAGGAGGACAUAAGGACUUGAAAAAUCUGUGAAAUAUGUUAAUUUUGUAUACAUAAAAAAAAAACAUGUAAAAAUACUCUAUAGAUGUUUUAUACUAAGCCUGAGCUCUUGUUUGUGUGUUUAUUUUUAAUUUUUUUUAAAGAAAAAUGUAUUUCUGAUCUGCAACGAUUUUUUUUUUUUUUUGUGAGGGUGCUUGGACUUUGAAAACAUGCAGUGAUAUAUGUUAUUUCAGAUUAAGAGUAAAUAAAGCUUAUUUAUUAUGCUGCACAGAAGAAAGUUGUAUAUUUGCAUGAUUCUAUGUACUCGUGGGAGACAAAAAAUAUAUAUUGUUGUGUAAAAUGAGUGACCGUUCAAUGAAACAAAAACAAAUAGGGGCUGUACGUAUAAGCGUUUCUUUGGUUUUGUUUUUGGCUAUUUUACUUGUUGCUCUCUGGAAUUGUUAAUAUUUACGUUGCUACUUUAAUUAUUUUUUUUCUUAAGCAGAAAUGUAUGAAACCGACCCGGUUUGUUGACAAACUGUCCUGCGAAACCGCAAAUUUGUAAUUCUUAAAAUUUGAUCUUUGGCUUAAGGGGUUGCACGCAUGUUUUUUUUAUUUUAUUAUGUUUAUAAAACAGAUUAUGGACAGCUUCAAAGGUCAUAUUUUUUUCAUAUAAGUAUGUUAAUUUACAGAGUGGCACAGUGGAUGAAUGGGUAGCAGGAUGCCUCAUAGUUCUGAGCUCAAGGGAUCAAUCCCAGUCAUUGGAACACUCCAAAUUCUUCGUGGGUGUGCUUCUGAGCGUGGAAGUUUGUGUGUUCUGCCAUUAUUUGGCAACCAUUCAGGGGUGUACACAGCCUCCAGCAGAAGGUCAGCCGGGAUAGGCUCCAGCACCCCUACAACCUUAGGAUCAGUGGUACGGAAGAUGGAUGAAAGAAUAUCAAUUUACUAAUACAAUAAGUUUUCUGCAUCAAAAACAUAAUGUUCUAAUACUCACAAUUUAAUCUGAAACCAUUAGCAUCAGCUGCUUCUGCAUCCAUCUACUCACUUUGGGCUACAACACAAGUUUACGGUCCUCAUCAGCUACAGUAAUGUUAAAUGGCCACUUGGAGGAAAUCACAAAUGUUAUUUGUCUAUUUAUUGAAUAUAAUUAUUUGUAUUAUUUUCUCCCCGGUACUAAAUAUUGCCUUCAAUCCACACCGAAGCAAACUUAAAGUCUAUUAAACCAAUGUAAAUAAAAACAAAAACCAUAUAGAGAUGAUAGGGACUGGAAAUAAAGGGAAUUACAUUUUAUGUAUUGUAGAGUGACUCGUGAUUAUUAAUUUUUAACAAAUGGGUGUAAAAUAACGUGUUGGAUAUACAGUAAAUAAGAAUCUAUGAAAUGUUAUCCUUCACAAAACUAUGAAAAGUGAGAGCUAAUAAUUGCAUAUUGAUUCAUGGGAAGGGAACCAUAUGCACUCCUGAAAUUCCAAAUUCAAUCAAAUUAUUUGUGGGUAAAUCAUUUCCUCAUUGUAUUUGAGCUCGCUGGCUUGUCUCGUUGAACAAUGCUGACCUUUGAACUAUCCAAUGACCCCCCCACCCCCUUUUUUUUUAUUUUUUUGUAAUAUUUUAGCGACAGAUUAACUCUUCUUCAGUAUGAUUUAAACAGAGCAACAACAAAAAAGAUUGUGAAUUAUAAAGUUCGAUGGAGCUCACUGCUAUUUUUUUCAUUGUGUGUGUGUCUGUAGAAUAGCAGCAGACAAAAAUAGACCUCUCACUGGUGAGCUAUUUUUAGAACACGCUUGCAGGCAAUUUGGUCCUUGGGGAGGCUACCUGGUUCCUGCGGGCACCCUUUUGGUGACCUCUGCUUUGAAAAAUCUGAAACAUGAAUGAAAAUGAAAAUACAUUACUUGUAAACUCGUCAACCCUUGUACAGUGAGGAAAAUAAGUAUUUGAACACCCUGCAAUUUUGCAAUUUCGUCCACUUAGAAAUGAUGGGCGGGUUUGAAAUUUUCAUUGUAGGUGCUUGUCCACUGUGAGAGACAGUAUAAAGAAAAAAAUUUCAUAAAUAACAGUGUAUGAUUUUUUUAACUAUUUGUAUUAUACUGCUGAAAUUAAGUAUUUGAACAGCUGUCUAUUAGCUAGUAUUGUGAGCUUCAAAGACCUGUUAGUUGCCUUUAAAAGUUCAGAUGAAUAAGUGAAGUGGAGGUAGACUUUUUGAGUAUGACUUUUUGACCUGUUUAAGGCGGUUAGCUGCAUAUAAACACGUGUCCACACAUGUCAGGACUCCAAUUACUAACAUGGUCAAGACCAAAGAGCUGUCCAAAGAAACCAGAGAGAGAAUUGGAGACCUCUAAAAUGCUUGAAAGUGUUACAGGGCAAAUGCCAAGCAGCUUGAUGAUAUAAGAUCCACUUUUUGAGCAAUUAUUAGAAAAUGGAAGAAGCCAAACAUGACUGUCAAUCUCCCUUGGACUGGGGCUCCAUGCUAGAUUUACCAUGUAGGGUCUCGGUGAUCCUAAGAAUGGUGAGGAAUCAGCCAAGAACUACACAGGAGGAGCUGGCCAAUGACCCGAAAGGAGAAGGUCCACCAUUUCCAAGGUUACUGUUGGUAAUACACUAAGACGUCCCCUGCAUAAAACCUGCACAUGUCCUGGCCCAUUUUAAGUUUGCCAGUGAUCAUUUGGAUGAUCCAGAGGAGUCAUGGGAGAAAGUCAUGUUGAACGUUUUGGUCUUAACUCCACUCAUAGUGUUUGGAGGAAGAAUGGUGUUAUGGUAAAUGGUGUUAUACUUAUAUAGCGCUUUUCCACCUUUCAAGGCGCUCAAAGUGCUUUACACUACAUCGCCAUCUACCUACUGGUGACACAGCACCAGGAGCAAUGUGGGGUUCAGUAUCUUGCUCAAGGAUACUUAGGCGAGUUCAUCAGGGCAGAAAAUUUAACCCACAACCUCUGGGUCAGGGGGCAACUACUCUACCACUGAGCCACGUCAUCCCCGAAGAUGAAGAAGAAUGAUUAGGACCAUCCCAAGAACACCAUCCCCACUGUGAAGCAUGGGGAUGGUAGCAUCAUGCUUUGGGGGUGUUUUUCUGCACAUAGGACUGGACAACUGCGCUGUAUUAAACGAGAGGAUGACCAGGGCCAUGUAUUGUGAGAUUUUGGGGAAUAACCUCCUCCCCUCAGUUAGAGGAUUGAAAAUGGGUCUUGAAUGGGUCUUUCAACAUGACAAUGACCAGAAGCAGACAACCUGAAUUACCAAGAAGUAGCUUUAUAAAAAGCAUACCAAAGUUCUGGAAGGGCCUAGCCAGUCUCCAGAUCCAAACCCAAUAGAAAAUCUUUGGAGCAAGCUCAAACUCCAUGUUUCUCAGUGACAGCCCAGAAACCUCAUUGAUCUAGAGAAUAUCUGUUUCGAGCAGGGGUGCAAAAUCCCUGCUGUAGUCAGUUCAAACCUGGUGAAAGGUUACAGGAAAGGUUUGACCUGUUUAAUUGUAAUCAAAGGCCACUGUACCAAAUAUUGAUAUGAUUUUCUCAGUUGUUCAAAUACUUAUUUGAAG